Molecule: messenger RNA, 3265 nt
Organism: Hipposideros armiger (great roundleaf bat)
Lineage: Eukaryota; Metazoa; Chordata; Mammalia; Chiroptera; Hipposideridae
Gene: SLC10A2
Product: solute carrier family 10 member 2
Exons: 6
Coding region: 217-1200 (327 amino acids)
Biological process (GO): bile acid and bile salt transport
Cellular component (GO): apical plasma membrane
Molecular function (GO): bile acid:sodium symporter activity
Source: RefSeq, a predicted model, not a curated record
GCUGUGUUGGAAUGUUACCUCUCGAAACUGACAUACUAGCAUUUAUUGUUUUUUAUUGCUUCUCUGAGGUGGCUUUUGAAAGAGACACCAAGUGACACAUGUUUAAGAAGGGUUUAAAAGUUUGCCGUGGUUGGAGCGGGCAUUACUUUCCUAGCGAGGAGUGGAAGAUUGGUGCUUCUGUGGAUUUCUGUGACCAUUCGAGCCUGAAACCCAACAAUGAAUAAUUCAACUGGCUGCUCGGCCAAUGCGACAAUUUGCGAUGGAGCGUCCUGUGUGGUAGCUGCCAGCAACUUCAAUGACAUUUUAAGUGUGGUCCUGAGCACCGUCUUGACCAUCCUGUUGGCUUUGGUGAUGUUCUCUAUGGGAUGCAAUGUGGAAAUCAAGAAAUUCCUGGGACACAUAAAGCGGCCGUGGGGCAUCUGUAUUGGCUUCCUCUGUCAGUUUGGAAUCAUGCCCCUCGUGGGAUACAUCCUGUCAGUGGCCUUUAACAUCCUCCCCAUCCAGGCUGUUGUGGUGCUGAUCAUGGGCUGCUGUCCCGGAGGAACUGCCUCCAACAUCUUGGCCUACUGGGUCGAUGGUGACAUGGACCUCAGCGUCAGCAUGACCACGUGCUCCACGCUGCUGGCCCUGGGGAUGAUGCCGCUGUGCCUCUUAAUCUAUACCAAAGCGUGGGUCGACUCGGGGACGAUCAUAAUUCCCUAUGAUAACAUAGGUACAUCAUUGGUCGCUCUUGUUAUUCCUGUUUCCAUUGGAAUGUUUGUUAAUCACAAGUGGCCCCAGAAAGCCAAGAUCAUACUUAAGAUUGGCUCCAUCACAGGUGCAAUCCUUAUCGUGCUCAUAGCUGUGGUUGGAGGAAUACUGUACCAAAGUGCCUGGAUCAUCGCUCCUAACCUGUGGAUUGUGGGAACAAUAUUUCCUGUGGCCGGUUACUCUCUAGGGUUUCUUCUGGCUAGAAUAGCUGGUCAGCCCUGGUACAGGUGCCGAACAGUUGCUUUGGAAACAGGGAUGCAGAACACGCAACUGUGUUCCACCAUAGUCCAGCUCUCCUUCACCCAAGAGCACCUGAACCAAGUGUUUACCUUCCCGCUCAUCUACAGCAUUUUCCAGCUCGCCUUCGCAGCGAUAUUCUUAGGAAUUUAUGUGGCAUAUAAGAAAUGUUAUGGAAAAAACAAUGAGGAAUUUCCAGAGAUCAGACAAUGAAACAGCCUCCGAGUCAUCACCCUAUAAGGUGAAUGAAGGAUUUCAACUACAGGAAAAGUAGACAUCAAGUGGACAAAAAAGAAGAAUUCACAAGAACAUGCUUCAGCUGUAACAAUAUUUAAUUAUUUGUUUUGAUGGGAUAUUUGGGAGGAAAAAGUUAAAGUGAAAACUUAAAUUCCAAUUGAAUCCAUAUAUUGGUUUUGGCACCAAGUGACUGAUGGUCCAGAACUUUAAUGGGACAAAUAUUUAUAUGUAUAAAAACAUUUUUGUGUCUUUGAAAUAUCCCCCCAAAAUAUUCUCAGGCCUCAAACUAAACCUGACAUACAUAACACCGAGGACCGAGGACCUUGUAACUCUUGAACUGAAUUCUUACCCAGGAUCUCGUAACCCGGAGAAGAGCACCUGACUUUUUGUAUGUUAAAAUAGAUCCAGUGAAUUAUUAUAAAGUGAUCAAGAUUUGCUCCAGUAUUUAUGAUUGUAAAAAGAUUGAAAUGAAUGUCUUCCAUUGAUAUAUUAUUAUUUUGAAAAUGUUGCAAACUAUUUAUAUAACUUUGUAGUGUAACAUGGGCAAAUACCUGACUUCCUGUAUUUAAAAAUAUUAGCCUUUUCUAAGUGAUAAUUCAAAAGCAAAAGUAAGAGAAGAGAGUUACUAAAUAGAAUUCAAUGACCAAAUUAGAAUCAUGCCCAUAAGUCAACAAUAAUAUUGUACAUUGGUCGCUGUGCCUCAGAAGUCCAACGACACCCACUAGAUGUUUUAGUGAAUGGCUUGAAUUUAGAAGUCCCUAGAGAGGGACUUCUUCAAGGUUUGCCCGCAUGAGGCAGGCCCACACUGGCUAAUUCGACAGCUAUUCGGGUCACACAAAGCCCCACAGUAGACAUCAUGGAGUGGGGAGGUGGCAAGUGGCACAAAGACAGAUGUAUUGGAAGAAACACCACUGCUCUACCGAGUGAAUUCACUUCAAUGGGAGAUCAUGGGAAAUAGGUGGAAAGCACAAAUAACAGAAGACCACUUGAAAUGCAUCAAGGAGAUAUGCAGAAGUAAGUAGGAGUAAGAAGAAUGAAGUCAGGGAGCCAUAGGGGAGCUGAAUAUUAAACAUUACUUGAGAAAGAGAAGGACAUGUCCAGAGCCAAAAGCAGGAAGGGCACUGCCGAGUGAGUUCCUUGAAUGCUGUAAGUAGGUGUAAUAAGAGGAAGCAAGGGGGAUUUGAUCAAUGAUGGCAGGGAUUUAUGACAAGAGAGAAAUAACUGGCUGAGUGUUGGGCUCUCAGUUAUAGUGUCUAAUUUAAUUUCUCUACCCUCAUUUUGCAGCAAGAUGCAGGCACAAUCUUAACUCAGUUCAUAGUGGUUUAGUUCCAUUUUCCAUUUGGACAUUUUCACUGCCUCAUAGACUCUCCUUUACAUGUUUUGGCUCCAAAGGGCCCUUUGUCUUUGGAUGAUGUGAGUUCAGAUCUGGCUGGAUCACGUCAGCGUGACAGGAACACAAGCAGCACUCUUCACUUUCAGUGGCGGGCUGAGGGAUUCUGCCUUUCAACAUUGUAAUAGUUAUACCUUUUUAUACAGGGUUCACAUUUACAAUUGAAUAAGGCCCCUAUAUUUUUUUAUCUUUAGACAAAUAUAUUAAAAGGGAGUAGGGACUUUUAUUAAAGGAUAAGUAGGUGAGAGGUGGUGCAGAUUUUCUUAGUGGGGAGUGUCAGAGAAUAUGCUUCCAACAGUGUAAAAGGGAGACUUUCAGUCUAUCUGUGGAGUACCUCCUACACUUUCCUUGUCAAAUAGGCAACAGGCAGGUGUACUGAAGACACACCGUGAAUUCCUGUCAUAAUUUCAACACACCCAAAUUCAAGGGCUGCGAUGCCAGCAGCUGCAGCAAGCAAGCUUUUCCUCCCUGUUGAUCAAGAUAUGUGAGUGAGACAGAACUUGGCUUUCUUACAUGAUGUGGUAUCUUGUGAGUUGUGGGUUUUUUUACCUAAUGUGCUAGAGGGAAGAAAAAUAGCUGAGCUUUUUAAAAUGACAGCUCUCUAUUUGUAAAUGACUUUGAAAUGCCAGAUAAAUUAUGUAUUUUAUUGCC